This is a messenger RNA of Motacilla alba alba, 1692 nucleotides long. RefSeq lists its product as uncharacterized. NCBI's taxonomy places the organism in Eukaryota, Metazoa, Chordata, Aves, Passeriformes, Motacillidae. The transcript is spliced from 9 exons. The record is from RefSeq and is a predicted model, not a curated record. The coding region runs from base 86 to 1036 and encodes 316 amino acids.
GCCCGGCCCCGGAAGCGCCGCCGGGACCCCUCCGCAGCCAUGUAGGGCCCGCGGCCGGGGCGGGACGCGAGGCGCGGCCGCCGCCAUGGACGGCAGCGGCGGCGCGGCCGCGGCGGGGCCGAGCGUGCCCAACCUGACCCCGCGGCACCGGCAGCUCAUCCCCACGCCCUGCGGCCCCAUAAAGCCAUGCUCAGAGCUCUCAUUCCCUGUGAAGAUCUACUUCUGUGUCACUAUUUUGUCCCUGCUGAGUGUCAUAGGGCUGACCAUCGAGACACUGGUGAGCCAGACUGAGGAGGACUUCACCAUUUCCUUUAUUCAGCUGGUUGGAGUUGUGUUCUGUGUGUACUACGUGAGCAGGGGCAUCCUGCAGGAGAACCGCCAGGAGCUCGUGGUGUUCGUGCUCUCCAUCCUGCUGCUGAUGCUGCGCUCCAUCAUCAACUUCAGCCUGCUCCCUGCUGCCCAGAAAGCUCAGCUGCUGGCCCGUUUUGUGCUGAUCCUGCUGGUGGGCUCCUUCGAUGUCAUCUGUGCCCUCAUCCUGAUCCAGAGCCAGUCCAUGAUGGCAUUCCGGGUGGGGGGUGCCCUGGAGAGCCUCCAGUCCCAGUACUUCAUGCUCAACCUCUGCUUUUCCAUGCUCACUUUUGAUCUGCAGGCACAGCUGUGCCUGUGCAUCCUCCUGAUCAGCCUGCACGAGGUCACCCUGCUGCACAACAUCAUCUCAUCCACGGGCGUCGUCUGGGGCUGCCUCAAGGUCACCGUGGGCAUCGUUGCAAUUUUAAAAGAGCUGAAACCUCUGGUGUGGGUUUUCCUGAUUCAGAAUGUGCCUGAGGUGGUUUAUCUCGUCUACCUGCUCUACACGGUGAUCAGGGAGUGGGGCAAAGGCAAUUCUUACACCCUGGAAGCUGCUUUCAUCACCGGCUCCUGCAUUUCUGUCACAAUAAAAUCUGUUCUGUUCUGGGCUCUGCUUCACGUCUACCGCAGCUUCGGGCAGGGGCUGAGGGAGAGAAUGUUUUCCUCCUAUGGAAGGAUCGACUCCUGAGCCCUCCCUGUGCAGCUCCCCCAGAGCGAAGCCACCCCAGAACUCCUGAGCAAGGACCUGCACUCGGGGUGGCCACAAAGAGCCCCUUUCCCAGGAUGGAGGAGGGUCAGCAUGGUGGCACACGUUUCUCGGAGCAGUGCAGGUGGGACACAAAACGCGUUUGGGAAAUUCCCAGCUCGUUCUGCUGCCAGGACCAAGCAUCUUUCACUCCUUUUCCUGCUUUGGAAGCACAGGGGUCACAGCUGCAUGGCAGUGGGGAAUGUUGCUCCUUCAGUGCUUUUUGCCUGGACAGACACAAACAUCAUGAAGGAAAUUCGCACACCCACCCUCAAACCCGAGUCCAGAAGGGGAUUGUGCUGCCAUCAUCUCCCAGCUUGGAGCUGCUGCAGAGCAGGUCCAGCCCUGCUGGCUUGGUGACAGUGGUGUCCCCUGUCUAAGGCUCCUUUGGCUUCAGAACAUUUCAAUCAUUUCUUUUUUAACCCAGCUGCACAUGAAAGCUCCCUGUAACCUCAACCCCCCCUCAGUGUAACCAAGGUGCCAUUUCAUACUGGGGGACUGUUAUGAUUAAGCCUUUAAUAUUGUAAUUUAAAAGUUUGGUAUUUUAUUGACUGGAACCUUUAACUACUGGCUAUUUUGUAAUAAAGUUAAUAAGCACA